Messenger RNA from Diospyros lotus (date-plum), 3225 nucleotides. RefSeq names its product pentatricopeptide repeat-containing protein At4g30700. Gene Ontology annotation, molecular function: RNA binding; zinc ion binding; protein binding. The transcript is spliced from 2 exons. Bases 1 to 2367 code for a protein of 788 amino acids. The record is from RefSeq and is a predicted model, not a curated record. Gene Ontology annotation, biological process: RNA modification. NCBI's taxonomy places the organism in Eukaryota, Viridiplantae, Streptophyta, Magnoliopsida, Ericales, Ebenaceae.
AUGAUUUGCAGAGCCACGAGAAGCUCCUCUGCAUUUGGCAAGUGGAAGUACUUUCUCAGCCUAAUCAACCAGGCCGCCAAUCUCUCCCAACUCAACCAAACCCACGCCCAAAUCAUCCUCAACGGCCACCACAACGACCUCGCAACGGUUACCAAGCUCACGCACAAGCUUUCCGAGCUCAACAGCAUCGACCAAGCCAGCCUCCUCUGCUCCACUUUCCCCAACCCCGAUCUCUUCCUCUACAAUGUCCUCAUCAGAGGCUUCUCCCUCAAUAACUCGCCUCGCAGUGCUCUUUCUCUGUAUCUCCGCCUCCGUAGAGACACUACCCUUAAGCCUGAUAGCUUUACCUACUCUUUCUUGGCGUCUGCGGCGUCGUGUUUGUCGGAGAGAGUCGGCGUUUUGGUUCAUGCUCAUUCGGUGGUUGAUGGGUUUGGUUCGAAUUUGUUUGUCGGGUCUGCUCUGGUCGAUAUGUACUUUGGGUUCUCGUGGGUGGGGUAUGCGUAUAAGGUGUUUGAUGAAAUGCGUGAACCGGACACAGUUCUGUGGAAUACAGUGAUUUCCGGGCUGGUGAAGAAUUGUUUCUUUAAUGAGUGCUUGAGGGUGUUCCAGGAUAUGGUUGUUGGGGGAUCGCAGUUUGACUCAACGACGUUGACUGCAGUUCUUCCUGCUGCAGCAGAACUUCAGGAGUUGAGAGUGGGGAUGAUGAUUCAAUGUUUGGCAGUGAAGUUUGGGUUUCAUUGUCAUAAAUAUAUUCUCACGGGUUUAAUUUCACUGUACUCCAAGUGCGAGGAAAUUUUGAGAGCACAGUCAUUGUUUGACCAGAUUGAGAGCCCUGACUUGAUAUCUUAUAAUGCAAUGAUAUCUGGUUUUUCUUGUAACAAUGAGAUUGAAUCCUCAGUCCGGUUAUUUAAAGAAUUGCUUGUUUUAGGGGAUAGAGUGAAUUCAAGCACCGUUGUAGGUCUGAUUCCUGUGUCUUAUCCCUUUGGCCGUCUGGAUCUUACUCGUUCAAUUCAUGGUUUCUGUAUGAAGUCCGGUAUGGUUUCAAAUCCUUCGAUAUCAACUGCUUUAACUACUGUUUAUAUUAGAUUGUGUGAGAUUGAAUCUGCAAGGCAGCUUUUUGAUGAAACCCCUGAGAAAAGCUUGGCUACUUGGAAUGCCAUGAUUUCAGGAUAUGCCCAAAAUGGGCAUACAGAAAUGGCAAUAUCACUUUUCCAGGAAAUGCAGGUGUCUCAAAUACGCCCGAAUCCUGUCACAAUUACCAGUAUCCUAUCAGCAUGCGCCCAACUUGGAGCUCUAAGUCUAGGGAAGUGGGUCCAGGAUAUAAUAAACAAGGAGAGCUUCGAGUCCAAUAUUUAUGUGUCGACUGCUUUAAUUGACAUGUAUGCGAAGUGUGGAAGAAUUGCAGAAGCACGGCAGUUAUUUGAUGCCAUGGAGGAGAAGAAUGUGGUCACAUGGAAUGCUAUGAUUUUUGGUUAUGGCCUGCAUGGGCAUGGUCAUGAAGCACUAAACCUCUUUAACAAAAUGUUGGAUUUAAGGAUUUCCCCAACUGUAGUUACCUUCCUUUCUGUCUUGUAUGCUUGCAGUCAUGCUGGCUUGGUAAGUGAAGGAGAUGAGAUUUUCCAUUCUAUGAUGCACGAUCAUGGCCUUCAGCCCUUGGCUGAGCAUUAUGCCUGUGUGGUUGACCUUCUUGGUCGGGCUGGAAAAUUGGAGAAGGCCUUGGAAUUUAUUAAAAGAAUGCCUGGUCAGCCGGGUCCUGCUGUAUGGGGUGCAUUACUUGGUGCUUGCAUGAUUCACAAGAACACAAACCUUGCACAGUUGGCUUCUGACAAGUUGUUUGAAUUAGACCCAGAGAAUGUAGGGUAUUAUGUCCUCCUUUCCAACAUAUACUCAGCUGGCCAAAACUAUCCUCAGGCUGCUUCAGUAAGGCAGGUAGUUAAGAAGAGAAAUUUGGCAAAGACUCCUGGAUGUACUUUGAUAGAGAUUAAUGAUACCCCUCAUAUCUUUACAGCCAAUGACCGGUCUCACCCACAAGCAGUGGCAAUCUACUCAAAACUGGAGAAGUUGAUGGGAGAGAUGAGGGAGGCUGGAUUUCAGACAGAGACUAUUACAGCAUUGCAUGAUGUGGAAGAGGAAGAGAAGGAAAUAAUGAUGAAAAUUCAUAGUGAAAAAUUGGCAAUUGCUUUUGGGCUAAUAGUUUCUGACCCAGGAACGGAGAUCAGAAUCAUCAAGAAUCUUCGAGUUUGUUUAGACUGCCAUAAUUUUACUAAAUUUGUGUCCAAAGCCACAAGGAGAGAUAUUGUUGUAAGGGAUGCUAACAGGUUCCAUCAUUUCAAACAUGGUGCGUGCUCUUGUGGAGAUUACUGGUGAAAAUUUUCUAUUUUCCUGACCAGUAAAGGUGUAUGCGGUGGGUCUGGGUUUUACAUAUUCAAAUCAUUUUUUUCAAGAUCUGCAAGCGGACUUGGUUUUGUAUCUGACCAGGCUAUGACCGAAUCAUGCCAGCAGAGGAGGCAUUGAACUGUUCACUCCUUGAAUUCGGAUUUAGGUGAUCUCUGCCUGUCCUUGCUACUUGAAGUGUAUGCAAAUUCAUAUUUGGCUUCUAUACUUCCAGCAUAUUGAAAGCUGCUGUAAGGCAAAUUCCCGGCCUGCAGAUUACGGGUUUCCUGCAUUUUAUACAGAUUGACCCCAAGUUUAAGAUUCCUGUAACCAGGAGGGAUGUACCCAUUCAAACAUGUAAUGGAUUUUGCAUCAACUGUGUUAUCCUUGGCUCUCAACCAGAAUAAAACGGUGUUGUUUCCUGAGGUCGACAAAUACUUAAUGGAAUCCAAUUAGAAUUUGACUUCAACCCAAAUCUCAAAUUGACCCCGACCACCUAUGGUUUAUGUUUUUUCAACGAGUAACCCUUGGAACUUGUCCCUUGUGAGACACAUUCUUUUUCUUGCAUCGAGAUGAGAACCAGUAUGCUGGAGGUGUCUCCUAUACUUUCUGCCGUUCUGCUCCAUUAUUUGGUUGAAGCAAUGCCUAAGUACAUAUGUUGACACUACAUUGCAGUUUGAGGUGGCUGACAGCAGAAAAACAGGCCCCUUUGUUUUUAACACAAAUGGGUCAAUACGGACCCAGAGCAAGGAGAAGAUAGAAGCCAAAAGCACUGACCAUAUAACAACGAUGGUGGGAGUCCUGUUUUGCCUGCCCAUGAGACCUUUCAUGAAUGGGUAAAGAUGGACAAUG